This is a messenger RNA of Coccidioides immitis RS, 4759 nucleotides long. Its product is annotated as vacuolar protein sorting/targeting protein 10. Bases 293 to 4759 code for a protein of 1488 amino acids. Gene Ontology annotation, molecular function: protein binding. Gene Ontology annotation, cellular component: Golgi apparatus; membrane. The transcript is spliced from 2 exons. Gene Ontology annotation, biological process: protein targeting to vacuole; Golgi to vacuole transport; Golgi to endosome transport. The record is from RefSeq and is a predicted model, not a curated record. Lineage: Eukaryota; Fungi; Ascomycota; Eurotiomycetes; Onygenales; Onygenaceae.
GACGGCUGGACGGAGAGGACAACGAGGCCUGCUUUGGAGUUAACAACGGUGGCCAACAUCACCUGCAUAUUCCUUACCAUUGUUCACUCAUUCCAUAGCUGCACGGUCUUCCGUGACCGUUAGGCUUGGUGUGCUUCUCGGAGUUGUUGCCAUUUGUAUAUUUAGAACUUUGGAGAGAAUCUAGCCACCCGUGGCCUGUCCGCAGGCGCAGCAUUCUUGGUUCCCACGACCGCUUUCUCGCCGGUCCUAGACUUGUCUUUCUCCUCUGACCGAUGUCUCGAUCCCUCCGUGAAUGAAUAUGAUCCUCAGAAGGCUUCUGCUGGCCGGCAGCCUACUGCUGGCCUCGUUCGCAACCGCAAAGAAAGAUGGCCCCAAAAUCGAAGUCACGGAGCUGGAACAUGAGCCCAAACAUCUGUUCUACUUCGAGGAUUCGGAUGUGGUCAUGCUUCAGCACAAAUACGACGCCUACAUCUCCACCGACGCUGGCGUAUCGUGGGCCCCCGUCAAAGGUCCCGACGACCGUAUGAAGGGCAAGGUCAAGGCUAUUUACCAUCAUCCCUACGAUCGAACAAAGGCGUAUGUGCUAGGCCAAGAGCGGACACAUUGGACCACAGAUGACACGGGAAAGUCGUGGCGCGAGUUCACGAUCGAUCAAGACCUUCCACGUUCCGGAAACCCUCUCUCCUUCCACGGUAAAGAUUCGAACAAGGUGAUAUUGCAUACGGUUGAAUGUUCUGGAUUUAUUUGCCAAAUGCCGGCUCUCUAUACGACGGAUGGAUUUAAAAGCCAUAAGAUCCUAAGUAAAGCCCAGCAUGGUUGCUCCUGGGCGAUAUCCACCCCGGAAUUCGCGGCAAGAGAAGAGUUUCCCGAAAAUGUUGACAAUCGUAUCCUUUGCAUGUUUACAGGGCUACAUUCCCCGAUCGGCACUCAAAAACGGCUACUCUACUCAGACGACUUCUUUGAGGGUGAUAGAGGAACCGAGGUUCCUUUGAAUAAUGGUCGCCCGGUCAGCGAUAUCGUCAGUAUGGUGGGAGUGAAGAAAUUCCUCGUUGCCGCUGCGAGGUCGCCCCGAACCAACGAAUUGGCGCUCUACGUGUCCGACGAUGCAAGUCGGUGGCAUCAAGCAUUGUUCGAUGGUCAUAGACUCGAAAACAACGGCUACACCAUUCUCGAGUCCACGAACUAUAGUAUCCAAGUCGGUGUAAAGACUUCGGGAGGGUUUAACCCUAUGAGUGCCUUGUUUACGUCCAACUCUGACGGAGUGUCCUUCACUCGCAAUGCCGAGCACUUAAACGCCAACCAUCUUGGUUAUGUCGAUUUUGAGAAAAUCGCCGGCAUUCAAGGAAUCUUUCUAGUCAACACUGUCACCAAUUGGGAAGAAAUUGAAGAGCACCAUAGGGGCAAAAAGAAAAUCGUUAGCAAAAUCUCUUUUGAUGAUGGAAGGACCUUCCACGAUAUAAAGGCUGGUGAUAAGAACCUCCACUUGCACUCGGUGACACACAUUCAUAACACUGGACGUGUUUUCUCGAGUCCAGCACCAGGCUUGGUUAUGGGUGUCGGCAAUGUCGGAGACUCCCUGAAAGAGUACGAUGACGGUGACUUGUAUGUGUCCGAUAAUGCUGGAAUUACAUGGUGGAGAGCCCUUGAAGAUGCACAUAAAUACGAAUUUGGAGAUCAAGGUUCUGUUCUUGUCGCUGUUUAUGACGAAGGCCGGACAAACAAGAUAUCGUAUUCUCUUAACCAUGGCAAAGACUGGAAAACGGCGGAGCUUCCUGUUAAAAUCCGUGCAAGAACGCUUACCACGACCCCCGACUCGACCAGCCUGAAAUUCUUGCUCCUUGGCACAGGAAAGGGUAGCUCCGAGCGAAAACACUACGUGAUCGCCCUCGACUUCAGUGACGUUCACGAACGCAAAUGUAGCAAGGAUGAUUUCGAACGGUGGCCUGCAAGAUUGAAUGAGAAAGAGGAGCCGGAUUGUUUGAUGGGACACAAGCAAUUUUAUAGACGGAGAAAAGGUAAAUCCGAGUGCUUCAUCGGCGAGGAAUUCAAGGAUCCAGUCCCCGAACUGGAACGUUGCAAGUGCACUGAAGAGGACUUCGAGUGUGAUUUCAAUUUUGUUCGAAGCGAGGAUCGGAAGGAUUGUGUUCCGGCUAGAUCCCUCCCCGUCCCCGAAGGACAAUGUAAAAAGCCAGAAGACAAGUACACUGGCAGCUCUGGAUUCAGAUUGAUACCAGGAGAUGAUUGCAUCAAGGAAGGCGGACUUGAACUCGACAAACCAAAGGAGCGGUCUUGUAGUGACACUGCUAAAGAGCCGGUCAGCGGAGAGAUAGGCGUCUCAAUACAACAUUUCGAUGCGAACAAGCCUGCAGAAUACUACUAUAUGGAACGCCCAACGCUGAGUAAGGAUAAGGACGAAACUGUCAUGUUGCUCACUGACAAGCUGGAGGUCUUUAUGACAAAGGAUCAUGGCAAAACAUGGCAGCAGAUUCUAGCGGGGAAGAACAUCGCGAAGCUCUGGCCGCACACAUAUAAUAAUGACAUUAUGUAUUAUGUCACCGGGGAGAAAAAGGUUUUCCUAACGAAGAACCGAGGAGACAGUUUCCGUGAAUUUGAAACUAAGCUCCCGCCUAAUCGAGACCGCCUGCCUGUCCUUGCCUUUCACCCUGACCCCGAACGGUCGGAAUGGCUGAUAUGGACUGGAGCUGACAACUGCGAACGUGGGGGAGACUGUCAUUCAGUGGCCCACUAUUCUACCGAUGGCGGUGAUGAAUGGCAUACUUUGAUGCGGUACGUUGGUAGAUGUGAGUUUGUUGGUAAAGGAGGCGUUCGCAAGACCGACGAAUUAAUAUUCUGCGCUCAACAUGAGAACGAGGAUCCAAAGAACAAACAUUUCCGGCUUCUAUCCUCGGAAAACUGGUUCACCAACAAGAAGAUUCAUUAUAAGAACAUCCUGGACUUCAGGACCAUGGCUGAGUUUAUUAUUGUAGCUGCCCGUGCUGGGAAGGACUCGCUCAAGGUCGGUGCCAGCAUCGAUGGCGACACAUUUGCCGACGCCGAGUUCCCACCGAACUUCGACGUGAAAACGCAACAAGCCUAUACGGUUCUGGAUAGUUCAACCCAUUCGGUGUGGCUACACGUUACCGUCCACAACGUUCCAGAUCAUCAAUUCGGCAGUAUCAUUAAGAGUAACAGCAAUGGCACAUCGUAUGUGUUGAGCUUAAGUAACGUCAACCGGAAUAAUGCAGACUACGUUGACUUCGAGAAGAUGCAGGGAUUGGAAGGAGUUGCUUUGGUCAACGUUGUCGCAAAUGUUGAUGAGGUGGUCAAGGGUGCGGCUAAGAAAUUGAGGACCAUGAUUACCCAUAACGAUGGCGCGGAAUGGGAUUAUGUUCGACCGCCGGCGAUGGAUGCCGAUGGCCGUAAAUACGGUUGUUCGCCUGGAAAAAAGGGAACCGCAGAGUGUGGUCUGCAUCUUCACUCUUACACCGAGAGGCGUGAUUUCCGUGACACAUUUUCAUCCCCGUCAGCGGUCGGCUUAAUGCUUGCGGUUGGAAAUGUGGGAGAUCACCUGACAUUGAAGAGCGAAGGUGAUACCUUCAUAACGCGAGACGGUGGUAUCGAAUGGCAUUCUGUUAAGAAAGGGAACUACAUUUGGGAGUAUGGCGACCAGGGCUCUAUCAUUGUGAUCGUUCCGGAAUCCAAGCCUACGAAAACAAUUUUCUACACCCUUGAUGAAGGUAGAACGUGGAUCGAGUUCGAAUUCACCAAAGUUGAGAUGCAAAUUUCCGACAUUACCACGGUGCCAUCUGACACGUCCCGAAAUUUCCUCCUUUGGGGUACAGAAGUUGGUUCGGGCGCGAAACCAGGAUUUGCUACUGUUAACCUUGACUUCUCCGGUCUGAAAGAGCGCUCAAAGAAAUGUGUGCUCAAGGAGGAGAAACCCGAAGCCGAUGAUUACUACAUUUGGGAGCCAAAGCAUCCUUUGCUUGAAGAUAACUGUCUCUUUGGUCAUAUUGCACGCUACCAUCGCAAAAAGCCCGAUUCUCAAUGUUUCAACGGCGGAGAAUUUGAAAAGCUGCAUAAUGUUUCCACUAACUGCCCGUGCACUCGGCAAGAUUAUGAGUGCGACUACAACUAUGAACGACAAUCAGACGGCUCCUGUGCACUUGUAGAAGGACUUCAGCCUUUGGACCCCAAGAGAAUCUGCACAGAGGAUCCAAAUGCGAUAGAAUACUAUGAGCCCACGGGAUAUCGUCGCAUUCCGCUGACAACUUGCGAACACGGUGUGAAACUGGACGGCUUCAAGGCCUUCCCCUGUCCAAAUAAAGAAAAGGAGUUUGAAAAGAAACAUCCUGGAUUGCGCGGUGUAGGGUUAUUCUUUGCCAUUGUGAUACCAAUCGCUGCUGCGGCCGCCGUUGGUUAUUGGGUAUACAAUCGAUGGGAUGGGAAGUUCGGGCGGAUUCGACUUGGAGAAACGAGCCGUUCAGGAAGUUGGCUCUCGAGGGACUCGCCCCUUGUCGUCGUACCGGUAGCUAUUAUUGCGGGCACCGUCGCCGUCAUGUCGGCCUUGCCACUCCUUGCGGCGAGCUUGUGGAGAAGCUUCCGCGGAUGGAUGCCUGUUGGACGUGGCUCCUCAAGGCCAUACUCGUCUCGCGGAGCUUUUGCAGCGAGAAGAGGGGAUUAUGUUGGUGUUGUGGAGGAUGAGGAUGAACUCUUAGGUGCAGAAGAUUUUGACGGUGAUGAGGAUGAAGAAGUUUGA